ACUUGGUGCAACUAAUAAGGACCGCGAUCUAGCAGGCGAUCCCACUGUGACUUUUAUUUCCAAGUCCUGGAAUCCGGAAUCGGGCUGAUCGCAAUCACACAUGGAUUAUGCGUCCUCUGCCGCUCUCUGUUUGGUUUUGCUUUAGUGGAAACUUUGUCGGCAACUGUUUUCCAGUGAUCUAGUCGGAGCCAUGAUUUGCCUGCUGAGAUGGACGGCUCUCCUUUGGAUUAUCAACUCUCUCCGCUGCAGUUUUGGAAUGGCAGUGAUUGAACAAACAGAUGUCUCGUGCCCCCCUCUGAUGGUAGAGGACCACAGGUUCACGGAUGUUUUAGAUCGUCCCCUGCAGCUCACAGGAUUUGAUCUCACGGAGAGGUUCCUUCUCCGGAAGGGGACCGUCACAGAAGACCUGGAGUCAUACCGUCUAGGAAGCAGUCCACUAAUUAAGCCAACAAAGUCAAUAUUUCCAAAUGGACUUUCAAGUGAAUACUCUCUUGUGACCAUCUUCCGAGUAAGACGGACGACAAGAAAAGAUCGCUGGUAUCUUUUCCAGAUGUUCGACCAAACAGGAAGUAGUCAGGUAUCUGUAGUGGUUGAUGGUGGUAAAAAGGUGAUCGAGUUUUCCUCCCAGGACCUGGAAAAAAACCCUAUGCGCUACACAUUUAGGAGCCGUGACCUACAUGCCCUUUACGAUCGCCAGUGGCACAAGCUUAGCAUUUCAGUACAGACCAACAUCGUAUCCAUUUACAUGGACUGCAAGCUAAUAGAAAAGAGGCUGACUGAGGAGAAGAUCAGCAUUGACAUCAAUGGGCGCACUCUCAUCACCACACGCAUAGAAGAUGGAAGACCUGUAGAUAUCGAACUGAAACAGAUUCUUAUCUUCUGUGACCCUUAUAUGGCUGAGAUGGAAAGCUGCUGUGAACUGCUGGACCCAAGGUGUGAAGCCAAGACGACAUUUAAUGGGACUUCCCCACCCCCGGUUACAGAGCAGCUCCCCCAGAUGCUGUCACAGCCAGCCUCAAAGUCACUGGAGAGAUGUCAGUGUCCAGCUGAAAAGGGAGACACCGGGGACGUCGGCCUUUCUGGAAGCCCAGGACAAACGGGGGAACUUGGAUCAAAAGGGCAAAAGGGAAUCGAUGGAGAGAAGACUGAUGACGAAUGCCUCAAAGGACAUCAGGGCCCCCCCGGUGACAAAGGAGAAAAGGGAUUGCCGGGGGUGCCAGGUCAACCAGGGCAACCAGGCAAAGAGGGCAAAAGGGGGAGAAGAGGAAAGACUGGGGAGCCCGGACUCCAAGGCCUGCCUGGUCUCGCGGGAGCGUCUGAAGGCACAAGUGUCAAGGGGGAGAAGGGUGAGGCCGGAGUCCCGGGGGAGAAGGGGGAGAAAGGAGAGCCUGGUCAGACGGGCGCCGAAGGGGCUGGUGGGAUGAAAGGACAAAAAGGUGAUGCCGGCCCCCCUGGUCCUCCUGGUCCUGUGAUGACAGCUCAUGGAUUAAGACAGCUCUCUGGAACUGAUGACGUGAAGGAAAGAACCCAGAAGGGAGAGAAAGGAGAUCAGGGUGAGAAAGGAGCUCAAGGACCUCAAGGCCUCAAGGGCUCGCCUGGACCCACCGGACUCCCAGGACUCCCGGGCGAGCCAGGCUCUUCGGGGGGGCCUGGAAGAGAUGGCCUGAAAGGAGAAAAGGGGGAUUCUGGUGGUAUGACUGGGCCCCAGGGACCUCCAGGUCCAAAGGGUGAGCCUGGAGAGCCUGGAGGUGGCUAUAUGGUCGAUGGCUCGCCGCUAACCAGAGGCUCUCGUGGGCCCAAGGGGGAAAGAGGAGUCCCAGGACUGCCUGGAGAUCACGGUGAAAAAGGUGAACCUGGAGCAAGUGGACUGGGGCCACCUGGCCCGGUGGGAGCCACGGGAAAGCCAGGGAUUGAGGGCCCUCGUGGUCCCCCAGGUUUAUCAGGCCCCCAAGGAGCUCCGGGAAGAGAGGGCCCCCCUGGUAGACCGGGCCCCCCAGGCCCUGCUGGACCCCCGGGUGAGCCAACUGCCUUGCCAAUUGUUGGAGACAUGGGCGCCUUGCUCAAGAAUGCCUGCAGUGUGUGCCAGACGCGGAUCCCAGGGCUGCCCGGACAGAAGGGAGAGAAGGGGUCCCCUGGAGUGCAAGGAGUGGAAGGCAUGGUGGGAGAGAAGGGGGACCCAGGCGUAAGAGGUCCUAUGGGUAAUCCAGGCAAAGAAGGCCCAAAGGGAGUGAAGGGAGAGAGAGGCUUCCCAGGCCCUACAGGAGAUAAAGGCGAUGAGGGGCCGACAGGAGCUCCAGGACUUCCUGGUGUGAUCGGCCGUACCGGAGCCCCGGGGCUUAUGGGUAGACCCGGUCCAAUGGGCCAAUCAGGAGUCAAAGGAGAAAAAGGAAGUGAAGGCCCGCAGGGCAGACCAGGGCUUCCAGGGCCUCCGGGUGUGCCGUAUGUGGAGGGCAAUGGGAUGAGCAGUCUGUACAAGCUACAGAGCGGUGGAGCUGUUCUAGGACCCCCAGGAGCUCCCGGUGCUCCGGGUCCCAAAGGAGAUGAAGGACCUGCUGGGGAACCGGGGGCCAUGGGACUACCUGGGCUCGAAGGGCUGCCCGGUGCCAAGGGAGAUAUUGGUUUGCCCGGUCCAGCUGGGAUAACAGGUCCUCCAGGGAAGCCCGGCGCUCGUGGAGAACCGGGGAUCCCAGGAGAGCCGGGUGAGAGGGGCCCGCUCGGAGAGACAGGAUUCCCAGGGCCCGAGGGACCCCAAGGUGUUCCUGGCAGACCUGGGAAAGAUGGAACUCCUGGAUACAAGGGUGCUCUAGGUAGACCAGGAGACCGAGGAUCCAAAGGAGAACGGGGUGAUUCGGGGAUUCCUGGAGAACGAGGGGUUCAAGGCGAGAGAGGUCGCACAGGGGAUCCUGGCCCUAUUGGACCCACUGGACCACAAGGUGAAAAGGGCGACACUGGCCCUCCAGGGGAGCUGGCAAGCGCGAUCCUCUUGAAUGAUCCCAGCUUCAUGACAGAACUCAAGACGCUAGUUCGAAAUGAAGUGUUGAAAGUCUUUGAAGAAAAGCUAUCGAGCGCUCCCAUGCUUAAGAAGACGCCUGCAGGCAUCUUAGCUUCACAAGUUCAGGGGCCUCCGGGACCUCCUGGCAAGGACGGACUACCAGGUCCACCAGGAGAGCCUGGACCUCCAGGUCCUCAAGGAUACAGAGGUCAGAAAGGAGAACGGGGUCAGCUUGGUCUGGGGUUGCCAGGAGAUGCAGGACCCACAGGACCACCAGGGCCUCCUGGGAGGACUUCUCAGGGCCCGCCUGGUUCUCCCGGGCCCCGUGGACCUCCUGGGACAUGUGACCCCAGUGACUGCAUCCUGCCGUCCCUAUGAGGCAGACGAGCGCUUCAGGUCGGCCCACAGACGUCCGGCUCCUCGGCGCUGGUUCAUCACAGAUCACAACUGACCUCCUUUGUUCAGUUUACGAUAACAUUUGGGCGCAGCUGGGAUUUCGUUUUUUUCUGCGUGUGUUUUGAAUGCAACAGAAAACCUUUGAGUUUGUUUUGUUUGUUGGUUAACGCUGUACUUAAGUUAUUUCCCGUUCUCACAUCUCCUACUGCGAUGUAAUGCAUUCCUUCUCAACUCUCAUUGUCUUUCAAGACCGUGAAAUGACUUUGUUUUGUCACGUUCAGUUCUGUCUGAAAACAUGAUCUUAAUUAUUUGUUUGCCUCCUUAAUAGGCGUGCCCGUACACUCUCCUGUGCUUAUUCAGAUAAGACACUGUGCUGGCAGACGUUUCCUCCCGUGUGUGUGUGUGUGUGUGCAUGCGAGAGAUUAGCUGAAUGAAUAAACCUGUUUUAUGUGUAGGUGUGAGGAAAAAAUAGAUUAGUGAAACUUCUUAUGCAACCAAAGGGAAGCAGAUGUGUCUGAUAUGGAAAUUAUUUAUUUAGAGUGUGUCCUUCAGAAACGCUUUGGACAGGUGGUACUAAUAAUUGCAACCAAUGUAGCAUGGAUAUUAUUAUUGGAAGGUGGAAUGCGAUGUGUCCGAUUUACUGCGUUUGCUUUUUUUUGGCCGUGAUACAUUUGGAAUGUGAAUGAAAAUGGCUUUUUAAAGGAGCCAGCAGUAGAACCAUCGAUCAACACUUCUACGUCUUCCCGUUUUCUAUACAUUAGGCCACAUUUGUAAAUGAAACUGAGGCAGGAUUAUGCUAAAUGAGCGUGGCGUGACCUCAUGCUCACCUUUGCUGUUGGUUUCGUGUGUACAUAAGCUGCACUUUGUGUGUUUUUCUGUUCUAACAGAGCUUCUAAUGGGACCUGACAACAUAAUUACGCCACACGGAGCGUUAUGGUUCUGAGCUUCUGUAUGAGCCGCACGUCACUGCAGUUUGUUCCUGUCUGAAACCUGUGUGUUGUUUACAUAGUGUCGCGUAUGAAGAUUUCUGUGGUGUAUUUGUAUAUUUUUGAUUUUCAGCCGCUCAAAGGAAAUCGGACGACUUCACUACAGUUUCAGACGUCUGUGCUCGGUGUGUCACUGUCUUCAUGAAUGUACUUGAACCUCCUUGUGGUUUGUUUUAAUAGCAUCAUGGUCGACAUCCUGGUUUUACGCUCACUGACCAGUGCUGUGUGUGUGGUUUUGGAUUUGGGGCAUCUCACAACUGGAAUUUAAAUUUAUUUAUUUGCUUUAACAGGAUUUAUUUGAACGUUCUCAGCUAAUUUUAAGUUCUUGGUCACCUUCCUCUGAGCAGGUCUUUCAGUAACUAUGUAUUUUUUAAUGUACUGUAUGAAGAUGAAUAUCUCAGUGAGUACAAACACUUUGAAAACUUGCAGAACUUCAAAACAGACAAAAACUUCAGCACUUUGGAUUUAAGUUAAUUUCCUGUUUGAAGAUUUAUAAUAAAACACAAUUUGUCUAUUUAAAAGUAACUUAGCUCUUAAAAUGACACUAAACACUGAUCUUAUUUAGAGGAAGACACCUAAAGAUAAUUAUCCUUUAGAAAGCUUUAUUUUACUUCUGCUUUAAUUUGGGACGCUGUUUAAUAAAAGUGUGACUCAAAGGCUUUAAUUCUACUUUUAAGUGUUCUGCUGUGAUUAAUGUUUGAACAUUUCUGUGGGCGUAUCUGACAUUUGGUGACGUUGGGAACUAGAUUCUCUCUGAGACUUGAUUCUUCAUCCUUUAAGAUCCGUUUGACACUUUUACCUUUUCUUCAUGUCUCACAUCAUAGAGAUUCAUUAUGCUUUUCUUACACAUGUAAAUUAUAACUCGCAUCUUCUGAGCAUUUUGCUACAUUUUUUCCAGGGAUGCCAGCUUAGUUUUAUCUCUGUUCGGUUUUAUCUGUGUGAGUAGGUCUAAUUUUAGAAGGGUAUUGAAUCUGAGCUGUGGUCUUGACUUCAUUUGUGAGUUUGAAGAGCCCCCUGCUGGACGUCUUUUUUUCUCUCACCACUUCCAAUGUGAAUGAAAAAUUUCUGUGUGUUAUGGGCGACAUAAAACCUUCUAUUGACUUCUGUCCAUUCGCACUAAUUUUCAUAUUCCUCUUAAUGGAUUCCCCUCUUAGACAAUAAAAUUGACCUUGACCGAAUCCAAACUAGCCAACAUCAGCACACGGCUGCGAGCUGAACUUUCUGGUGCACUGAGGGGGGAAUUCAUAUGAAUGUGCAGCAGUUUGUGGCUUCAAUUUAGCUAAACAGUGUGAUAACUAGAGAAGACACCAAAUGGCUUCUGGUGUCACAGCCCACUUCACCAGCAGUUUGGUGCAAACCAUUUUACAUCACUCUAAAUCCAUUUAAUCUAAGUGAGAAAUAUCGGCUGAGAGCAAAGUCAAAGGAUGGAGGUGUUGCGAGUGGAGGCAUCCUUGUCAAGUAAUGCAAUAUCACUUAAAGCAUUUUUACAAUAAUGCAACGUGAUCCCGUUGCCACAUGUAAUCGAAUCUUGUAAAUAAGCUUGUAAUGAGGAGGAAUAUGGAUCAGGCUCUCAGCGUGGUCCCUCGGAUUUAAAACGUCCGCCUGCUGCUCUCACCAGCUCCUCUCAGCGCCUUUAUAAGCUCGUGUCGUGCCGAGUGAUUUCAGUGUGUGUUCCUGUCCGUGUUUGCUUGAUUAUCUACCUCAGUCUUGGUUUACCACAUGCCUACAUCACUACCUGUUUUGGGAAAACUCUCACAACACUAACUGUUGCCUUUCACUGUAAAAGCUUUUGAAACCUUGAGUGUAAAAACAGAACUCUGUCCGGUGAAUAUGGAUCUGCCUCUUGAACUGUUAAUACUGACAAGAAGGACGUUCUGCAUAUGUGGUUACCAUGUAUCAGAGGUUAUUAUUUUAUUAUUUUAAACCUUUCUUUUCUUUAUUUUAUUUACUUUAACCUAAUAGCAGCUGCCUUACAUGUGUGCAAUAAAUGCUACUUAUGGCUUUA
Betta splendens (Siamese fighting fish) is the source of this 6379-nucleotide messenger RNA. RefSeq names its product collagen alpha-1(XIX) chain. The coding region runs from base 191 to 3370 and encodes 1059 amino acids. The record is from RefSeq and is a predicted model, not a curated record. NCBI's taxonomy places the organism in Eukaryota, Metazoa, Chordata, Actinopteri, Anabantiformes, Osphronemidae. The transcript has 50 exons.